AUGGCACCAGUUGUGGAUAAAUCGGCCAUUCCUGGCACAGUGACACUAGUGGAUGUGGAGCAUGUCCUGCAUACACGCCAUCUGGACAGUGGAAAUGGGGAUAUUGUGUUGAUUCCGACCCCUUCGCAUGAUCCAGAUGAUCCGUUAAAUUGGAGUCGCAAGCGGAAAUUGCUAUCGACUGUUUGUGUGAGCGUUUAUACUCUGUUCGCUGGUAUCGCCUGCUCGGUGGUAUACUCCGUGCUCACCCCUCUAUCAAAAGAGACCGGGCUCUCAGUGAGCACACUCAAUGAAGGAACUGGGUACAUGUUUCUGCUGGCUGGAUGGGGUUUGCUAUUCUGGCAGCCCUUUGCUAUGCAAUUUGGCAAGCGUUUGACCUUUAUACUCUCUCUGGCUGGUAUCUUGGGUACUACAAUGUGGGGACCAUAUGCAAACACUCAAGGCCAAUGGAUUGCUCGAAAUGUCAUCUCGGGCUUUUUCACUGCACCCAUCGAAGCCCUCCCUGAAAUCAGCGUGACAGACGUGUAUUUCACCCACGAACGCGGCACAUACAUGGGCCUCUACGCUUUUUUCCUCGCCGGCAGCAACUACUUCGCCCCAGUAAUCUGCGGCUUUAUCGCCGAAUACCAAGGCUGGCGCUGGGUAUUCUACUGGCCCAGCAUCUUCGUCGGCUGCGCCAUGAUCUUUUUAUUCUUUUUCAUGGAAGAAACAAACUACGUCCGCGAACGUGCCGAAGAUAGCACUAUCGCCAACGUGCGUUUGAGCUCGUCGAAUAGUUCACAAAGUGGCGAUCCUGAGAAAGGCGUUCCAGUAUCGGAUCCGCCGACGCAGACUGAGGAGGGCACUGUUUAUACGAAGAAGUCGUAUAUUCAGAAACUUGCUCUUCUGGGGCCGAAGCAGAAGCAGAAUACUAUGUUUCGGCGGCUUUGGCAGACGAUUUAUUACCUUUCGUGGCCGGUUAUUUUUUAUGCUGGAUUUUCAUAUGGUUCAUACCUCGUUUUAUUCAAUAUCCUGAAUGGCACGGCUUCCAUCAUUUUGGGCUCCGCACCGUACAAUUUUGGCACCUCCAUGGUCGGUCUCAGCUACGUCGCAUGCUGCCUAGGAGUAGCAAUCGGCUCCAUCUUCACCGGCCGCUUCAGCGACUGGCUAACCAUCAAGCUCGCCCGCCGCAACGGGGGCGUAAUGGAAGCUGAGCACCGACUAUGGCCAUUCCUCGCCUGUCUCAUCCUCGUUCCCGGGUCUCUGCUUUUGUGGGGUGUCGGUGCCGCACACGAGGUCCACUGGUUUGGCCUCAUGGUGGCUAUGUGCAUGCUCGCAUUCACCAAUACCUGCGGAAUCACCCUGAGUGUGAAUUACCUGGUUGACAGCUACCGGGAGCUGAGUGGCGUCGCUAUGGCGAGUGUGAUUCUUGUGCGGAACACUAUGUCCUUUGCUAUUGGAUAUGGUAUCACGCCAUGGAUCGAUAAUAUGGGGUACCAGAACUGUUUUAUUUCGGCUGCUUUUGUUGGUAUGGCUUGUGCGGCGGUGUUCCUGGUUAUGAUCAAAUUUGGAAAGUCGUGUCGGAUUCGUAGUCGGGAGAAGUAUUGGGCGAUUGUGCAAGAGAACUGGGAGAAGGGAAUGGGUCAUUAG
Molecule: messenger RNA, 1626 nt
Organism: Penicillium subrubescens
Lineage: Eukaryota; Fungi; Ascomycota; Eurotiomycetes; Eurotiales; Aspergillaceae
Product: putative MFS transporter
Exons: 9
Coding region: 1-1626 (541 amino acids)
Biological process (GO): transmembrane transport
Molecular function (GO): transmembrane transporter activity
Source: RefSeq, a predicted model, not a curated record